AUGACCGACACACCGUCGAGCUCAGAUAGGUCCUAUCGACAGAGCUUGAACAAAGCCUUACACGUCUCACGCAUCCUCACCGGCGCACUCGAUGACGACCUAGGCAUCAAGAAACCCACCACGACAACCAAGCUAGGGGCGAAACAUCUAGCUGAAAACCAGGCCGCUCUACACGCAACUCUAUCCGACCGCCUUCAACACGCCGUCUGCUCUUGGGAUCACUUGGCAUCUUUCCAACUCAACCAGAACGCAGAGAUCGCGACUGGAGACUUGGCUCUGUUUCUACUCUCACGGAUUCACAGCUGCUUGGUAGAGAAGAAGAAAGAUGUCGCUUCUAGGGUGGCGGUUCACGAUGAGCGAACGCCUGCGCUGAAGCACAAAGGUAUUCAGCCGAAGGAGGAAGUAGGCUUAGGUAUCAAGCAUGUCAAGCUUGUCACUACGCUACAGUCGCUAUCAUCGAGAUGGGCGCUUGCGAAGCGCAUAAAGGCGUACGAUGAGGCGCUUUUCAAGCUAGCACCGAAAGGGUUUGGCAAAGCACAGGACAAGACCGCCUCGACCUUCAAGCUCACUGAACAGAACCGAUUCGAAGAGGUGGAUGAAGAGAGAGAAGUUCAACAACGUGCGAACGCUAGAUUGGCCUUCAAUGCCGCACGACAAGAUCUUGCGAGUGUAGUCGACAGAUGGGCGUCCAUCUUGGUGGCACAAGGCUCAGGUUCAGCUACUGCCCUUGGUGGACCAGUGUCAGCGUCGACGGAUGUAGUCACGGUGAUGCUUCGCGUUGGUAUCGUCGACUACCUCUCUUCGCUCCUCCGCUUAGGUUUUGGACCAAACGUCAAUCCAGCAGCAUCACAACCCAACCGUACUGCACCGACCAAAGAUAAGAUCCAGAAACGUGCAGCAGCAGCAACCACUCAACUGCUGCGAUUCCUUUCAACCCACUCUGCUAUGUCAGCCCUCUCAUCCGUCAUUGCACACUCUGACGCCAAGCUCGCUGCUCCUUCCUUCGUCAAAGCUGUCUCAUCCCGCUUGCUCAGUGCCCAGCUAUUGCGGCCAGACGGUGUUCGAUCGCUCUUCAUCAUCACUUUUGGCCGUGCUGAUCUAGCAGACGCAGCUGCUGAGCUCCAAGAUGCCGAUGGUCAGCGCCAAACCCAGAACAGCACAGCAGAACCAGGCAGUAACUCGCUAAAACGAUUCGAACAGUGUGCAAGGCUGCUUCUCACAACUCCACAGGGUAUGCCGCUUGAUGUGUAUAUGCCAAUCAUUCUGCCUAAUAUCCUCGACAUUCUAGCGCCGAAUCUUGAUCCGAAGUCGAAUAUCACGCCUCCACCGCAGGAGCAGAUGCGAGCAGCAGGCUUUGUUCUGACGAGGCUCUCAGAACGUCAUCCUCAACUCUUCGCAAAAGCGAUGCACGAUCGGGUCUAUUCCAACUUCCGUCCUUCUUUGCCGUCAUUGGGCACAAACAUGGGUACGGAACAUGCUUCGGUGGUGGUGACAUCCGUAGAAGAGCUAGAUAGCGCAGUUUCGGUAUUGUCCAGUUUCCUACUCUUUUCCGAGCCCUCUCCGACUUUCUUCACGGUCUUAUUCGAGCCGAUCUUGCCGCAGCUCUUGACGUUGUACAACUUGCUUCAUUCGCCAAAGCAGGGAAAUGGGAAAGGCAAAGUUCGAUCUCACGAAGCAGGCACUCAGAGGGAUAGGCUUAAGGUUGAAGUUGCAAACUUUCUCAAAACUUGGAUCCGGCUUGUCGACGCUAAACACGGAGCAAAAUCGCUCGUUGAAGGCGUCCAAGCUGCCGAAACCGGGAUUGGUUACCACCCUGCUGCUUCCAACAGUGACGAUGAUGGAUUCGCGUUGUUCUGGAGCGAACAAGAUGACGGCAUAACCAUUCGAUAUGGUCAACCCCCCACUUCUAGCGAGCAAGAUCUCUCCUCACUACUCAAGGAUUUAAGCCUGGCCGCACUAGCAAAGCAAAUCAGUGCCGGGAACGAUGACCAAGUUGACCUCAGCAAAAUCGCUCCUGAUCUUUCGGCCAGGCUCGGGUUACAACCUGAUCCGCGACUCGUAGCGACUCUGCUGAAGGGGGCAGAUCGGAAGGAUCUGGCUAGGUUGCUGUUGCCAUCUGUGCUCAAUAUCUAUAUGGCGCAGAAGUCGGCUUCCAGGGUAAAGAUAGUGAGUCAGGAUGGUGGGGUCGGGAGCCAGACAAGGUCGGUGUUGUAUUUGCAGUUGAUCUUGCAGCUGUUCGAUGCGUUCGGGCCGGAUUUGCUGCAGGGUGAUCUUCAGGCGAUGCUUGCGUUUGUUGACUUUUCGCUCUCGAGCCCUAGUCAACGUCAGGCACCGCCACAGCACGAUAGUGGAAGCAAAGAGAAGAAAGUGCAAGUCAAAGAGGAAAUGCCUUUCAUUUCAGCCAAAGGUUCCGCGGCGCAAUCAAAGGCCUCGUCGUUGUUCAACAUCGCAGCUGACAACGCACAGGAAACUGCACUCGCUGAAGCGAAACAAGAGGAGCCAAUUGAGGAAGAAGAAGAAGAGGAGGAGGAGGAGGAGCUCCUCACAACCGCCCUCUCUCUCCUCCUCUGCCUGCUCGAAUCGGACCCCACCCUUUCCGCAGAAUCGCAACCAAUGCUUCUCGUCAUCUCGGACAAGAUCGAAUCCCUCCUCGACUCCACCUCGCCUGAAAUCCGCAGUCUAGCAAAAGAAGCAAAACUCGUAUUACUCGCUCGUCGUACUGCCCAUCUUUCACCCACUCCCUCCACUCCCGCACCUAGCACCAGCACCACCACCGAAACCUCAUCCCGAUCCCUCCGCUAUUCCCAAGCACAAUCAACAUACCAAGAAGCACUCAAACUCCUCCAAGACCCCAUCCUACCCGUUCGUGCCCACGGCCUCGUCCUUCUCCGUCGUCUUGUUUCCGACGAUCCCAAAUCCGGCGGGCAAAACGUCGGAGAGCUCGACCCAGCAUUGAUGCCUGCGAUAUUGGAUAUCUUCUUGCAUGCCGUACAGGAUGAAGAGUCGUACCUCUACCUCAACGCUGUACAAGGUCUAGGGGUUCUAGCGGUGAGUGGAGGCGGGCAGACGAUUGCCAGAUUAGUUGGGAUUUAUAUUGACAGAGAUGACCGGCUCCUUUCGCAAGGUAUGCCAGCCGGAGGAGUGGAGAAGAGGUUGAGGGUGGGAGAAGCGCUGCUGCAAGUUGUUCAAAGAUGCGGGGAGGCAAUGUCGGUACAUUUGGAUGGCGUUGUACCGCCUUUGUUGGCCAAGUUGGGGGAUAGACGGUUGCCCAAUGUGUUAAGGUCUAGUUUUGUUUCGAUUUUGGGGACGAUGGUUGAGGCUGUACCGUUGGCGAUGGCGAGUAAAGGAUAUGCUGGGCGCUUGGCCGAGGUUUGUGUUGAGAUUGUGGUGAUUGAGAUGGUUCGCAGCCCAAAAUUGGGUGGGAAAGGGGUCAAGAUGAAAGUCCAAGGCCAACGCAUCACCGAUGCUGACGAAGAGGAGAAGGUGGCAGAGCAACAGAAGAAAUUGGAUAGCGCAACAAUCACAGAUCCCAAAGUAGCACACCUGCGUCGAGCAGCAAUGUUACUUCUAACUCUGCUGGUGAGGGGAACGCAGUUGCAAUUGCAAGAUCAACAGCAUAACGAGGGUGGAUUUGCCGAAAAACUGUCGGCGUUGAGGUUGCCGGGUGGUGGAAUGCUGCCUUCUAUCUCCACCGCGGAUGAAAGUGCUGCCGUGGGGAAUGGAGGAAAGAGGAGGUUGGAGAAGAAAGAUCUUCUAUUCCCGCCCAAAAUGUUGCAGAGGUUGAAGCAAGUUGCGGCAUACCUAGUCGCUAAUGACAGCGAUGCAAUUCUUCGAACCCAUGCAUACGAUUGUUUGCAACAUGUAGAAGCACUUCUCCUCGAGCUUGUCUCGACCGAUGUCGGACUUCUCUCCUAA
Ustilago hordei is the source of this 3915-nucleotide messenger RNA. RefSeq lists its product as uncharacterized. The transcript has a single exon. The coding region runs from base 1 to 3915 and encodes 1304 amino acids. The record is from RefSeq and is a predicted model, not a curated record. Gene Ontology annotation, biological process: protein secretion. Lineage: Eukaryota; Fungi; Basidiomycota; Ustilaginomycetes; Ustilaginales; Ustilaginaceae.